AUGCAGAGCAGUCGCUUUCUCAAAGGGCAGAAGCGGCAAGGAAAGACAGGGAAUGAUUGCCACCAAGUGGAGAAAUACAAAACUGCACGGAAUGCCUGCCAGCAGCCUCAGGCAGCCGCACACCCCACCCUCCGUUCCAGCCGGAGGAGGGCCCCGCGCACGCCCUUCCACCGCGCAUGCUCUGCCCGCCCCGGGCUCGGCCUGCCGAGGAAUGUUGGGCUCCCGGCGGCCCGUAGUUUCCUCGGCAACCGGCAGGAAGCGUGGCCGCGCGUGGGGCUGCCCGCCGCCGGGCUACGGCCGGGCCAGGGGGGAUCGCGGAGAACGAGGGAUUGCUGCUGCUCCCUUUCUCUGCCCCAGCUGCGCUCCGGGAGAGGGUUCAGACAGCGGGGUAGUAAUGUUCUAAAAAUGUCCUCAGGCACCCAGAUAAAAGCAAAGGCUGCAGCACGGAAAAGCAAGACCUCCUCUCCUUUGCCAUCUUCUCCAGAACCUUCAGUUAAGCCACAGCCAAAGCCCAGUGACAAGCUGAAUCCCAAAACUAUUGAUCCAUUUGCUGCUCCUUCUAGAACGCCUUCUGCAUUUGCUGCUACGUACGCUAAAGGUGGCAUUCCAUGCAGGUUAAUGCAUGGAUCAGUAAAGCACAGACUGCACUGGGAGUGCCCUCUUGAAACAGUUCCUUUUGAUCCUCUUCUUGUAACUCUGGCAGAGGGUCUGAGAGAGACAAAGCAUCCCUAUACAUUUGUUUCAAAAGAGGGUUUUAAAGAAUUACUUCUGGUUGAAGGUGCUACUGAAAAAGCCAUUCCCCUGUUGCCUCGUCUAGUUCCUGUGUUAAAGGCAGCAUUGGCCCAUUCAGAUGAUGGAGUAUUUGAAAGGGGAUUAGAUGCUUUAGUUCAACUGAGUGCUGUUGUUGGCCCAUCUCUUAACGACCAUCUUAAGCAUCUGCUUACAAAUCUUUCAAGGAGAUUAAUGGACAAGAAAUUUAGAGAAAAAAUCACUGUUGCUUUACAAAUGUUGGAGCAAUAUGGUGGAAAGGCAACUGUGACAAUCAUCAAAUCUAAAAUUCCAACCUAUUGUUCUGUAUUUCCCUGAACAAAAAAUCCAUAGUGAUUUGUGAGUUCAAGUCUGAAGAUAAACUGCCUGUGAACAUCACUUUGUGGUUUGGGAGGUGUUUCUGAAGAGGACAGAAGCAAGUCAAAUGUGAAAGGCAGCUGCUGCAAGCUGUGCACUGGACAUCAAUGAUCG
Molecule: messenger RNA, 1239 nt
Organism: Phasianus colchicus (ring-necked pheasant)
Lineage: Eukaryota; Metazoa; Chordata; Aves; Galliformes; Phasianidae
Gene: PACRGL
Product: parkin coregulated like
Source: RefSeq, a predicted model, not a curated record